Molecule: messenger RNA, 709 nt
Organism: Paramecium pentaurelia
Lineage: Eukaryota; Ciliophora; Oligohymenophorea; Peniculida; Parameciidae
Source: the annotation of a GenBank genome assembly
AUGAUAUCAAAAGUUUAUCAUAAAGAGGAACAUCAACCUAACAAUCAGGAAGAAAUUAUAAUUAACAAUAUGGUUCAUACUUCCUUUUCAUAUUUCAAUCCUGUUACGUAAAAAUAGAAACAAUAUUAGAUUUCUAUUUCCAGAAUUAUUAUCUAAUGGUAAAAUUGAUUUAACUAAAACAGUAGAUUAUGUUGCAAUUGUAUGUCACAUACUUUAAAAAAUAAUUAUAGUUGCUUUAUUUAUUUUAGAAUUGAAAAAUAUCCAUUUUGAAUAAUUAAUGCUAAUAAUAAUUAUGUUAACAUCAUUUAAUUUUUGGAUUGUAAAAAAUUAUACAGGAAAGAAAUUAAUUGGAAUAGUAUGGUGGAACUGUAGAGAAGAAUAAGAUAUAUGGUAUUUUGAAAAAGUGAAUAAACUUUACCCCUUAAAUAAAUAUUGUAAAUAUUACUUUUGGUAUUGUCUAUAUAUAUAUGAGAUAUUUCUAUUUCUCAUUCUAAUAUUAAUAGUAAUUCAAUAAAAAUGGAAGUCAUUUUUAAUAAUACUCAUUCCUAUUUUUGAAAAUUCUAGUUAGACAUUAAUAUAUAGUCAUGCAAACAAAGAUAAUGAAACAUUUAAAUAUUUAUAAGAUUUAACAGAAUAUAGAUUAAGAAGAAGCAUUAAAUGUUAAUUUACUUUAUGUUUAAAACAGUUUCCUUUUAGAUUAUAAUUUUGA